Molecule: messenger RNA, 1498 nt
Organism: Cynara cardunculus var. scolymus (artichoke)
Lineage: Eukaryota; Viridiplantae; Streptophyta; Magnoliopsida; Asterales; Asteraceae
Product: UDP-glycosyltransferase 73C6-like
Exons: 1
Coding region: 1-1482 (493 amino acids)
Molecular function (GO): UDP-glycosyltransferase activity
Source: RefSeq, a predicted model, not a curated record
AUGGCUUCCCAGCUUCACUUCCUCUUGAUUCCCUUAUUAGCCCCUGGCCACACCAUCCCCAUGAUCGACAUGGCCAAACUCCUCGCACAACGGCGGAAUGUGAUGGUGACCAUCGUCACCACACCCCUCAACGCCAUCCGGUAUGGUCCUUACCUCCAAGAACCCAUCAAAUUGGGACUCCAAGUCGGUUUUCUUGAACUUCCUUUUCCGGCGGCUGAGGUUGGACUACCGGAGGGAUGCGAAAGUGGAGAUGCUAUACAUGCUCUAGAUUUAGUCCCCAAAUUUUCAGCUGCAGUUGAUAUGUUACAACAAAGACUCGAACAACGUUUUGAAUCGCUGGAUCCUCGACCCAAUUGCAUUUUAUCCGAUAAAUACAUGCUCUGGACUGCUGAUACAGCSGCUAAGUAUCAGAUACCAAGGAUCAUUUUUGAUGGAAUGAGUUGUUUCAAACAGUUAUGUAGUCAUCAUUUGUAUGAAUCCAWGGUGUUCGACGAUUUGCCUGAGUUAGAACCUUUUGUUCUCCCUGGAUUGCCAGACCGGAUUGAGAUAACCACAUUGCAGCUGCCACCCGAGUUCAAUCAUAAUCAUAUGGCGCCAAGGGACCAACUCAAACGGGUGAGAGAAACCGAGUUGAGCGCUUAUGGGAUGGUGAUCAAUAGUUUCGAGGAGUUGGAGCAAGAAUACUUUAACGAGUUUAAGAAGUUGAAAAAUGGUCGGGUUUGGUGUUUAGGACCGUUGUCAUUGAACAAUAAUAAUGAUUUGGGAAAAGCGGUAAGAGGAAACAGCUCCUCUAUCAAUGAGGAGCGUAUCUUGAACUGGCUUGAUUCCAAAGAACCUGGAUCCGUAAUCUAUGCCUGUUUCGGUAGCAGUAGUCAGGUCAUCCCUCCACAACUGAUUGAGCUUGGUUUAGGCCUAGAAGCGUCUAACCGCCCAUUCAUAUGGGUCAUUCGAGCGGGUGAUAGAGCUAAGGAGAUCGAGGAAUGGAUAAAAGAAAACGGGUUUGAAGAAAGAACUAAAGAUAGAGGACUUUUGAUCAGAGAUUGGGCACCACAACUCCUAAUCUUAUCACACCCUUCGGUUGGAGGGUUCUUGACUCACUGCGGUUGGAAUUCCAUCCUUGAAGGAGUUUGUGCCUGCGUGCCACUGAUAACGUGGCCGCUGUUUGCUGAGCAGUUCUUGAACGAGAAACUAGUAAUCGAAGUGUUGGGGAUUGGCGUGGGGGUUGGCGCUCAACACGUUGUCCAUUGGGGUAUGGAAGACAGGUACGGGGUAACAGUGAAAACCGAGCAGGUCUUGAAGGCGAUACAGAAGGUGAUGGAUUUUGGAACCGAAGGAAACGAGAGAAGAAAGAAAGUAAAAGCAGUCGGGAUGGUAGCGAAAAAGGCAGUAGAACCGGAAGGGUCUUCUCACAAGAACUUGACACUAUUAAUACAAGAUAUAAUGGAACUUACAAAUGUUAAAAGCCGAGAGCCAUCAAGUUGAAACGACCUUGUCGAGU